This is a messenger RNA of Danio rerio (zebrafish), 5119 nucleotides long. The record is from RefSeq and is a predicted model, not a curated record. Lineage: Eukaryota; Metazoa; Chordata; Actinopteri; Cypriniformes; Danionidae.
AGAAAGGAGAAUUGGCAAUAAAGCAGGUCAUCAUCAGUCAGAAGAAAGGGAACAGAGACUGAUAAACACCAGAAACUGAGAGUUUAAACAGGUUAAAAAUAUCAGCUGGAAACACUGUAAUGCCAACAUGACAGGUUGUUUCGAUUAAAGACAGUUUUUUGAAUGCAGGCGUUAAAUAGGACAUUGCAGUGUGACAAAAGUGCUGUUUACUCUGGACACAUACUGGCUUGAUCAUGGAACUGGUUUUGGCUUUUGCAUUGCUGUGUGUGCUUUCUGUAUCGGGACAAGCAACUCUACCUGAUGUUAACGAUGUUAGGAUAACUCAUCGAACAGAGACUGAAUUAACAUUUCAGUGGGAUAAAGCUGGCGGCAGUAACAGUUACAGUUAUAUACUGCGUAGAGAUGGGAUUGACAGCGACAUAAUCACUGCUGGCACUGUCAAUCAAGUAACUUAUAAAGUCUCAGAUCUGUCUUCUGGGACUAACUACAACUGGACACUCUUCACUGUGUUUGGAGACCAAAGGAGUGAGGGCAAAAAUUUCUCUGCGGCAACUGUUCCUCCUAAUGUUGAAAGUGUUUCAGUCAUUGAUCAGAGUGAGACUACGAUAACAUUACAGUGGAAAAAAGACAAAGCUGAAUAUUCUUAUAAUCUGACAUAUGGGGAUAAAGUGGAUACUCCUCCAUCUCCUCAAUCUACAGUGGAAUAUACUGUCACAUCUCUGUCUCCUGGGACUAAUUAUUCAUUUACACUCUACACUGUGUUUGAAGGUCUGAAGAGCAGUGGAUUCAGCUUCUUUGCUGUUACUGUUCCUCCUAAUGUUGAAAGUGUUUCAGUCAUUGAUCAGAGUGAGACUACGAUAACAUUACAGUGGAAAAAAGACAAAGCUGAAUAUUCUUAUAAUCUGACAUAUGAGGAUAAAGUGCAAACUCCUUCAUCUCCUCAAUCUCCAGUGGAAUAUACUGUCACAUCUCUGUCUCCUGGGACUAAAUAUACAUUUACACUCUACACUGUGUUUGAAGGUCUGAAGAGCAGUGGAUUCAGCUUCUCUGCUGUUACUGUUCCUUCUAAAAUUACAGGAUUUUCGGUCAUUGGUCGAAGUGAGACUGCUCUAACAUUUCAAUGGACAAAAGAAAAAGACGAAUACACUUAUGAGCUGGACAAAAGUGAUGCUAAUACUCAAAUAUCAUUUACUGAUACUACAGUGGUGUGUCUCAUCACAUCUUUGUCUCCUGGGACUGAAUACUCAUAUAACCUCUAUGCUGUGUUUGAAGGAGUUAAAAGCCAAGCAAAAGGAAUCUCUGAAGUAACUGUGCCAUCUAAUGUUGAAAAUGUGUCUGUGGUGGAGGCCAAUGACACUGAUGUGAUCUUACAGUGGAAUGCUGUGCCUAAUGAACAAAACAAAUACAACUAUAUUCUUAAAUACAAUGAUGUUGAGGAAUCUGUUGAUUUUACAACAGAGAAUGAGAUUAAGCAUCAUGUAUCAGGCUUGAUUCCUGCAACAAAUUACAACUUCACGUUGCACACAGAGUUUUAUUCUCAGAACAGCACUGGAUACAACUUCAAUCAUACCACAUUUUUAUCUAGUGUAACUGAGGUCAGAGUCAAUCGAUCACUCACAGAGUUGACUGUCGAAUGGAAUAAAUUGAAUCAAAACAACGUCUACAACUACACUUUACUCAGAAGUGAUGGGGCAGAGAUAGACUUCACUGGAUCUGCUGUUGUGGGGGAUGUGAUUAAACAUAAAUACUCAUCACUCAAACCAGGCACUGUAUACAGUUUUACUCUCUUCACUGUGUCAAAUAAUGUCAGAAGUUCUGAACACAGCUUCAAGAGCAUCACCGCUCUGGAUUGUGCAUCCUUUAACUGGAAAGUCACCAACACAUCAAUAGUUGCUGAUGUGUACGGUUGCACAUAUGUCACGGCUCAAAACAGCAGCGGGAGUGGUAAAAACGCUUCUAUAGAGGGAGACAAGGUGAAUCUGCGAGACCUGUAUCCUGGAGAAAGCUACACUGUUUCACUGUUUUAUAACUUGGAGUCGAAGAUGCUCACACAGUGCUCACAACGCCUGACAUUAGUUCCAUAUGUUGUAUCUAAUCUUAAGUGCGAAUAUCAUUCUGGAGGAUAUGGUCUGGCUGUCAUGUGGGAUUAUCCAGAUGGAGUUGUGGAUGUGGUGGAGGUGGAUGUUAACAAAAAAAGCUUCAACCAUUCGCAUGGUUCAGAUGAGCCAACUCAGCAGCUGGUAACAGGCCUGCAAGCUGCUCAGUGGUACAAAGUCAAAGCAACAUCAUUUUCUGGAGCCAGGAGGAGUGAAACUAUAUUGAUCAACUGCCAGACUGAUCCAGCAGGUGUUAUAGCUGGUGUGCUGGUGUUUUUCUUGUUGGUCAUCAUUAUUUGUGCUGGAGUCUUUGUAUGGUUCCGCUAUAAAUCUGCACGUAAUAAUGGACCAGAUGCAUCUGCUGAUUUAAAAGUGUCUAAAAAGAACUACAAAACAAUCGCCUGCGAUAAAUUUCCUGAACAUUUCCGAAACAUGAGUCGUGAUGAUAACAGAGCUUUCAGUGCUGAAUAUGAUGACUUGAGUUCAGUGGGUGUAGAACAGUCAAAGGUUGCGGCUCUUCUCCCUGAAAACAAGGAUAAAAAUCGAUUCUCCAAUGUUUUACCAUAUGACACCUCUAGAGUGCAUCUUACCAUAAAUAAAGCGGGUGAUUCUGAUUACAUCAAUGCUAACUACAUGCCUGGAUAUGGAAAUGCAAGCAGAGAGUACAUAGCUGCUCAAGGUCCACUGCCAUCCACUGUCAAUGACUUCUGGAGAAUGAUCUGGGAGAAAAAGUCAUCGACUAUUGUCAUGGUUACCAACUGUACUGAGGGUGGAAGGGUCAAGUGUGAACAGUACUGGCCACUGGACUACACACCGUGUCUUUAUGAAAACCUGCUUGUCACAGUGAAAUCAGAGAACAAAUCCCAAAGUUGGACUUUGCGAGAAUUUAAUGUCAAAAAUAAAAUGACCUCUGAGACGCGAACAGUGCGUCACUUCCACUUCACAGCAUGGCCGGAUCAUGGUGUUCCCCGGGGCACAGAAGAGCUGAUCCAAUUCAGAGACCUUAUCCGUCAGCACAUAGAGAGCCACUUCUCUACAGGACCAACAGUAGUGCACUGCAGUGCUGGAGUGGGCCGGACAGGGACGCUGAUCGCGCUGGACGUCCUGCUGCAGCAGCUGAACAGAGAGAAGGCAGUGGGUGUAGCAGCAUUCGUCCAGGAAAUGAGACUCAACCGGCCACUUAUGGUGCAAACGGAGUCUCAGUAUGUGUUCCUGCACCAGUGCAUCCUGGACUCUUUGCAAACCAAGUUUGUGCAGCAGUCCGAACCCAUUUAUCAAAACACUGACACGAUCUAUGUCAACGCAAUGGCUUUAAAAGAUUUUGAAAAUUCAAGCCACACAUGAAUUAUGCACUUUUUUUUUUCUUUGUUUAGCAAAGCCAUGCAUGAAUAAUGUCUGUUGGUAUAAUGCAGAAAGAAAUACCAAGUUCAGAUAAUCUUCAAGCCAAAUUUCAAUAUUUUCAGCAAGUCUUUUAACACCUAGAAUGAAAUAUCUCCCACUUUCUUGUCAAGUGGUCUCAUUCCAUAAACACUGAAUGAAUAGACGAUCCAGACAUUCCUUUUUCUUAAAUGCUGAUUACUAAUGAAAGACAUAGCAUUUUAACCCUGAGCUAUUAAAUAAUAUGAGUUUACCAUUUGAACUGAACUGCCAGUCUUUAUUAAUAUAUCUAUGUAUAUGGCCUUGUUUCUUGAUAUAUUUUUUAGCUUGAUAAUGUUUAUGGAUUAUUUCAUUGAGCUGUACUUAAUGCUGCUUAUUUUGCACAAAGCUUUUUAACAAUGAGAACAUUUAGUUAGGAUUUAAACAAGAGUCUAUUUAAAAUCAACUUAACUGUGAAUCUAUAUGAAAAGAGCUGUAUAUUGAUUCUUUUAAACAUUGUGUAUUAUUUUGUAUUACUAAUCAGAUUUUAGGAUUAAAUUAUGGUCAUAUCAUAUUGGUCAACCACUGUGACCAAGUUAAACCAUACCAAAAAUGUCAACCGUAAAGCAUACGAUGCUUAAAGUGCUGGCUAUUACUAUUGUGAAUGACUCAUGAUAUAUUACUGUAGUGAAUUAUGUUGAAUAGUGUACUGUUAAUGCUAAGAACUGUAUGAGGAACCUGAAACCACUGCAAAAUGUACACGGGAAUUCACAAAAUUGUCCUCACAAAUACUAAUAGCAUUAAUUUAUAUUGAAAUGACUACAUUUUGUGUGCUAAUGACAAUGUGUGGACAAAAAAAAAAGGUUAAAGCCAAACGUUUAAGUACAUUUUUACUUUUACAGGGUUUCUGCAGGUUUCACAGUGUCAAAUUUAAGACUUUUAAGACCAUUAAAAAUUCAAUUUUAGACUGAUAUAGGACUAAACACUGAGAAUUUUUUGAAUGGCCAAGCAAAAAAAACAAAAACAAAAAAAAGAAGUACUUGCCCCAUCACAAAAAUUAUUCUAAUUAGUUAUUUCUUAGCCACAUAUUUUAAAUAAUGUGUCAAAACAAGCAGACCCUAGUUUUAUACAUACAAUUGUUUUAAGAUAACAAGUGUGUAUGGGUGUUUCCCAGAACUGGGUUGCAGAUGAAAGGGCAUCCGCUGCAUAAAACAUAUGCUGGAUAAGUUGGCGGUUUAUUCCGCUAUGACGACCCCUGAUUAUUAAUAAUUGACUUAAGCUGACAAGAAAAGAAAUGAAUGAAUGAAUGCACGACAGACUGUUAAAAUAUAAGUUAUGAAUGGAGUUUUGGAGAGAUGUUGGUGAUUGGACAGCUUUCCAUAAACAAAGGAACAUUAAGACCAAUUUGAAAUAAUUUAAUAUCUACAAGACAUUUCAGUGAAUUUAAGACUUUUUAAAGUUUAAAAUUUAUCAUAUGAAAUUUAAGACACUUUAAGACCCUGCAGAUACGCUGUUUCUGGAAAAAAAGUUUUUUGUUGAACAACUCAGGAAAUUUAUGCAGCUUGAUCCUGUUGUAAAAUAGGAUCAAAGUUUGUUGUCAUAUUUUUAUUUGUUCGCUGUCAUAUUCUUAUUUGCUUGUAUUAAAACGUCUAGAAUUUGUGUGAAAA